Spirodela intermedia is the source of this 1461-nucleotide messenger RNA. NCBI's taxonomy places the organism in Eukaryota, Viridiplantae, Streptophyta, Magnoliopsida, Alismatales, Araceae. The record is from the annotation of a GenBank genome assembly.
AUGGAGGGAGCUGCGGUGGAGGGGAAGCGGAAGAAGACGGCGCUGAGGGCGGAAGGCGGCGUCGGUGGGCUUGCGCUGCGACAUGGAGCUAUAGCAGCGGCGGCCGCCGUGGGGGUUGCUCUCGUUGCCGUCGCAGCCACGAGGAACAGGAAGAAGAAGAAGGCGCAGAGACCAUCGAAGGACGAGGACGGAGGAACAGACGCCCCCGGUGGCGCCGGGGAGGAGACGGCAAUGGGAGAGGAGAGAGAACCCCGAUCUCUUCCCCUGGUUUCCCAAGGAUCUCCUCCAUCUCGGCCUCCUCUUCCACCGCCGGCGGAGAACCACCUCCCCCGGUAACAUGGGCAUAGAACAGCCAUCGUGAUUCCAUGUUUAUCGCGAAGAUGAUAUCAUUUUAUAAUACUAAUUGUUUUUUAUGGUUUCUUUUUUUGGGUAAAGUUUCAGACAUCGUCGUGUUAACGGCGAUCCGGUGUCGGAAUAUGAGACAGAUGUGGUGGUUCAUGUCGCCAUCAGCGAGGGCGCGGCUGCCGAGGAAUCCAAGAUCCCGUCAACCAAACACUCCAUGGGAGGAAAGGACGAGGAGGGGAGCCCAGAAGAAGAGGGAGAGGGAUUCCUCGAGGGUACUCCGUCGUCGUCGGCGGCGCCGCCUCUACCGUUGUCUCUGGAAGACCAUCUUCAUCCGUGGGUAUUUCCACUUAAAACGUCGAUUUCCGACGGAAUCACUGAACAUUUCGAAAUAAAACGAAAGGCUCCGCUCAAACCCGUUCUCGUAAAAAUGGCAUUUUUAAGUCAGGAGGAUUUUAUUAAAAAAUAAGUUAACAUCCUGCUGUUUGAAUUAAUUAUUUUACUCGUAUUGGCGAUAAAAAAUAUGAUGUAAACCUCGAACUCAAAAUCCUGCAGGCACGAUCAGGCCCGCACAGCACCGCCGCCAUCCAGGGAUGAACUCAGCUUCUCGGCGGCUCAGGUAGUCCUGCUGCUGCCAUCUAUACCAGAGAGAGAGAGAGAGAGAGAGUUCUGAUAUUCUUCAUACGAUCCAAUCUUCUCCAGGGAGAGGGAAUUCCCAGCUCCAAGGACGAACAUCCGCCAGAUUACCCAACUCCGGAGAAGAUCAUAGAGGAAGAGAGAGGACGACAGGUGGGGGAGGAAGAGGAGCUUGCCGAUCUCCCCAAGACCAUUGAGGUGGUGGAGGAAGCCCUGGAGGAGAUCCCAUCAGCCGAGGAAGAGGAGGAGACCGAGAUCUCGCCGGAGGAGGCGGUCAAAGCUUCCUGGCCGCCAGCCGAGAUCGCCGCUGUGCAGGAGGAGACGUCAACGAAGAAGAGCGGCGGGAGCGGCCUGGUCGCCAUACUGGUGUCGUGGAAGAACUCCCGGAAUCUGUUGUUCUGGCUAUCCCUCUUCUUCGUUGCCGUUGCUGCGACGUUGCUCUACGAGUUCAAUCUUCACCUUCCCCAGUCGAGUCCUCUCUAG